CCCAAUGGACUCAGAAUGGGUAUAAAUUGUCCGGGGGUAAAGGUCAUUAUGCCUGAGGGCAUGACCCCAUUUCGGGAAUGGCCUUGGCUUAUGCAAGAAGAGUUAGCUGCAUUGGUCACAGUCGUGAUUAAAACUGGGGUACUUACACUAUAUGCUCCAGGGUGCUUAGGGUUCUCAGUGAGAGCUGAUAGACCCUGUGAGGAGUGCCAAAGCCGCAUUAAUCAUUCUUGGCUCUUGCGUGUCCAACGCCACAUUCAGAAUGGCCUUCCUGAAACAACCCCUUACAAGCACCUAGGAAUGGCCAAACUACUUGAGGUUUUGCGACGCAAAGACCGUCAGAUUGAUGCUCUCAAGCUUGGCCAUCUGAAUAGCAUUCGAAAACUCCGAGUACUCACAACAUCAAAUCUUGAUUACAAAAGAUUUGUUAUUGCAGUCGCAGAAUGCGAUGCUCCACGCAUUAAUGUUCUUGUCCGUUCUGCUCUAAAAAAUAGACGGGGCAUGGGAGAUAUAAUCCAUCUCAUUGGGAAGGCAGCAAUUGGGAGUUACCAUCCACAAUACACAGAGAGGGAACAGCUGAUGAGCGUUGUUCUGUAUCGGCUAGGUGGUUCAAGACUAGCCGAAUUUGCACAUGCUGCAUUGGGAAUGCCAGGCCUGACUGCCAUCAAGCAACACUGUACAACAUCCAUCCUCGCAUCAGCAGCUUUCCCAAAUUUGGAAGGACUUACUCGGAACAUUGACUCAGCUUAUGAGUUGAACUCCCCCUUAGGAGAUGGAGUGAUGGGACUUGUCUGUAUGUUUGAUGAGAUCAAAGUCGAAGAGGGACUGGACUGGUGUCCACGUACCAAUUCUAUCAUUGGCCUAUGUCGCGAGCAUUCAGGUCCGGAGGGACAUAUCUUCACCAAUUUAGAUGAUGCGCAGGUUAUAUGUGAAGAUUUGAGGGAAAAAAAAGUACAUCUUGGGACGGAGGCCACCGUUGGUGCAAUAGGAGCAUUAACUGAAACACACCGAGGAUAUAUUGCACGUCCAUUCCUAAUCAGUGCAACUUGCAAACGGGAGACUGCUGAUCAGCAUGCCGAGCUUCUGAGUGUCGCAUGGAGGGCAUGCGCUCAAAAAGACAAGACCCUCAAAGGGCAGGUGUAUUGCUUAGCAUCAGAUGGGGAAUCACGGCGUGGAAAGGCCCUUGUUUCUCUCACUGAACACACUCGACUGUCACCUUCAUCUGCCAUAUAUCCAUUUCUCCAAAACCUCUCGCUACUGAACCUAAUGGUAGGAGAUAACGAAGUAACAUCAGACAAGGAUUACAAACAUGUUUUUAAACGUUUGCGACAUGCUUGCCUUCGUACAAGUGGCAUCUCCAUUGGUUGCUCUCAAAUUACUCCAUCCAUCCUCCGAGCACAACUCCAAUCAAACGGCUAUUCAGCAGAUCGCAUCAAUAAUGUUCUGAAUGUGACCGAUAAACAGGAUGUAACGACGAUGCUGAACCUGAUGGAUAUGAUCUGGAGACUCCCAUCCCCUCCACCCACAUUCCUGCCGAUUCAACACAAGAGUCGCAUUGCACUCAACCACCUUUCAAAGAUUCUACAGUGGCUCAUUCUUCCCUAUAUAAACAUCGGAUUGAGCCUCUAUGAGCAACUGAAAUAUCUCAGUGCUGCGGCUCAUCUGUCGUACAUUUUUUACACUCACAAAAAUACACGAUCCUCCUUCCUCCCAGCAGCCCUAUAUCGAGACAUUCAAAUUAUGGUCAAGAAUGUCUUCUUUUGCGUUGCAAAGGCAAAGCGGGACAAACCAAAUGGAAAUUUUUACAUAAUUCUUCUGGGAACCGAUAGAUUAGAGUGGAUGUUUGGGUUCACUCGGGCAGAGAAUGGGUACAAUGUCAACUUUGGGACUUACUCACUCUCAAACCGCAUCUCGGGUGCUGUGGAAUGUCAUGCCAUCCUCUCUGAGCAUCCAGAAUGGGAUCGUGGUCCACGUCGACUAAGGCUCCGAGGUUUCACUGAUGCUGGUGGAAUUGAACAAAAAGUUGAUCACAUCAACCCCGCAUCCUGGAAGGGCAAUGUCCAAGUUGCCAGUGUGCAGCUAGUCUCAGCUUGGAAAGCUGGGCGUUACCUUGUAGAAAAUGACAAGGACCUCACAGAGUUUGACCCGGCCCAGAAGCUAAAUGAGUUGGAAUCACAGCGUGGUCCCGACCUUUUAAAUCCUUUUGGGUCAAGCAUACAUGACGAAGAUAUCGAGGAUUCAACUCACACAUAUGACCUGCAACCUUUCCCUGAAGGACUCACGGCAUCGGCAAUAUCUUCACUGGAACUCGAAGAUCUGGCAGAUAAUGAAUAUGCUCAUCAAAGUGGAUUAGAAAGUACCAUUGAGCUGCCUGAUGGGAAACGAGUUCAUAAAGCAAAAGUCUUACGAGAGUUCACCAAAUACUCGACAACUUCCAACUCCACGGACCGUUUGAGACGAGUUGCUAAUAUUUCGAAGUUUGCACAACCUGUGUCUUCACUUAGCCAUCACAUUGGUGAUGAUGCUGUCGUGGGGCCAGAAUGUAUACUUGUCCAGGACCCUAUCGCUGUACUUCUUCGAUGCGGUGGUAUCCCAUUUCUGGGGAUUGCCCAGGUCAACUCUAUCAAAGUAGACGGCAGUAGUCAAACAUCCGUGGAGAAAGACUUACUACGUGAGGAGAAGGUUUCAUUUGGAAUCCAAAUACUCCACUUGAAACCAUCUAACGUGGCGCUGUCGGAUGGGGCUGAGGGUGACUGGGUGUGGGAAAAGGGGGUCGACGCGAGCAUCGUAGUUCCUGGGAAAUACCUUCAACAAAUUGGCCCAGAACUUGUUAAUGGGAAAACUGGUGGAGCCGUUGGAAUCAUCGGUUAUGGAUUCCGCAGUGAUGAACUGAGAGAACUUACGGCCAUGAUGUUCAAAAGUCUCAGUGGGGAUGACUUGCGUGCAAUGGUAGAGAUCAAGCACACUGAUAGCUUUCCAUACAGAUUUGAAGGUGUGUGGAGGGUUUGUUUUGCGUGUGAGGUUGAAGGGACAGAGAGAGACAUCCUCGACAACAACAACAACUCAUGCCCUGAAUGUCACGCGCUCCUGGAAACAACUCCGAAGCUGCUCACUCACAUUGCCGCUCAUAUUCUCUAUGACCCUAAAGUCGAUCGGUCCUGUGAACCCUGUGGCCUCUGCCUUCUCCCUAAUCCCUUGUGUAAAUUUGUCUUGAAGCGAAGCAAGGGUGCUCCAGCGAUCGAUUUUACUAAAUCAUCAUGCCCCCGAAUUACAAAAUUCUCUUAUGGUCCGGCUAGUACUGCAUCAUCAACUAAUCCAUGCAGUAAUGUUCCACUUAAAUGCCCCCGCUGCCCUAAGGAUUCCAGCGCUGUCUGGAAAUACAACAUGGAGGCCCAUUACCAUAGCAAGCAUUACCCAAUCCGGCCUUCAUCGGAAUUCCAGGUCACUGAUUUUGAGGCAGAGGGACUCAAAGUAGUCUGGAAUGGCCGUCAUACAGCAAACAGAGCAGAGAUGAGACGGAGGAAACAACUUCCGGCUCAUUUUAACAUCUCAGAUGCACAUAGCUCACGAGUUGCGCUAAGAUCUACAGACCUUGAGGCACAGUCUAAAUCGUCUCAAUGGGUACCCAAAGAGGAUGUCGAAAAUAUGGUCCCAAAUGACGCGCAACGCUCCCCCAAUCCUGGCUCCCCCACUCUGAACAAUAGCCUUCCUCCACAUUCGACACCUGCUAAUUCCCUGAAUGCCCCCGCUUCAACAUAUGCCAGUGGACGACCAAUGCGCAGGGCAAUAAAGCGCGCCACCGCUCUCCAUGUUUGUUGUACAAGACAAAUUACUGCGGAAGAAAUCGCAGAUGGCACAACCAUUGUUCAAUGUCAUAGGACUGGUUGUGAAACAGUUUGGUUUCACCGAGCAUGUCAAGGGCUCGGCUCAUACAUUCCUCCUGGAUGGAGUUGUGGGUCACAUGAGAUUGUUCGCACCAAUAAGCGUGUAAAAAAGCUUUGAAUUCUCUUAGUUAGACUGCAUAUGAAUUGAU
This is a messenger RNA of Cantharellus anzutake, 4030 nucleotides long. RefSeq lists its product as uncharacterized. The transcript is spliced from 5 exons. The record is from RefSeq and is a predicted model, not a curated record. NCBI's taxonomy places the organism in Eukaryota, Fungi, Basidiomycota, Agaricomycetes, Cantharellales, Hydnaceae. The coding region runs from base 16 to 3999 and encodes 1327 amino acids.